Sparassis crispa is the source of this 1485-nucleotide messenger RNA. RefSeq names its product Putative lipase. NCBI's taxonomy places the organism in Eukaryota, Fungi, Basidiomycota, Agaricomycetes, Polyporales, Sparassidaceae. Gene Ontology annotation, molecular function: glycerophospholipase activity. Bases 1 to 1485 code for a protein of 494 amino acids. The transcript is spliced from 6 exons. Gene Ontology annotation, biological process: piecemeal microautophagy of the nucleus; multivesicular body membrane disassembly; macroautophagy. The record is from RefSeq and is a predicted model, not a curated record.
AUGCUCGGGAACAGCCGACAACCUCCCGAUCCGGGUUUUGCUGGAAUCUUGCUGAGAUCUCUCUCUCUCAUUGACAAACCUUGGAGCUCGCCGCCGGAUGCAACGAACGCGGAUGCUUCAAUGAUGCUCUCGACGUUCGCGAGCUUUCUUGCCCCGCUCCUCGCUGCUUUCAUUCGCGAUGAGCACUCGGUAGCAUUGACCCCUCCACCUUCAUUGCAGUUCGAGUUACGGCACCUGCAUGCGGUGUCUCCAGAAGGACGAGUCGCCGUGCGCGAUGUGCACCAUACCAGCUUAAUGGCGAGCGGAUACACUCCCCACACCGUCCAGACACAAAUUACGAAAUCUGUUCGUCCGUCAUCGUUUGCUGCAUUCUCGCGCGCACGCGCAAGGUCCAUACAAUACCGUGAGAGCGAGUCAAUAGACUGGGACGAAGAGGAGGUGCUUGCUCCAGAUGUACAGAGCCGGCUAACCUUGCUUGAGUUGGCCAAGAUGACGAACAACGCAUAUCUGACAGAACCAGGAGACUCGGGGUGGUAUAAUCUUAGUGGAGCAUGGAAUACUAGUUAUCCCUUCGGCUGGGAGCCCGACACAGACGGGUUUCGCGGGCAAAUAUUCGCAACGGAAGAUAACUCCACCGUCGUAGUGUCCAUUAAGGGCACGUCAGCGGCUUUCGUUGGCGGUGGUGGUACGACGACGAAGAAGGACAAGUUCAACGAUAAUUUACUCUUUAGUUGCUGCUGUGCGCGCAUCGACUGGACUUGGACGACAGUGUGCGAUUGCUACCGCGGCGGUUGGAAGUGUGAUCAGGAUUGUCUGGAGACAGCACUGAUCGAGGACAGCUUGUUCUAUUCUGCCGGCAUUAAUCUGUACAAUAAUUUGACGUAUCUAUACCCCGAAGCAAAUGUGUGGGCUGUCGGGCAUUCGUUGGGUGGUGCACUAGCAUCUCUCCUUGGAGUCACGUUUGGUGUACCGGCGGUGGCCUUCGAAUCUCCUGGCGAGAAGAUGGCUGCCAGGCGGCUGCAUUUGCCUUCUCCUCCUUCUGUGCAGCCCAUUGUGCACGUCUAUCACACGGCGGACCCGAUUGCAAUGGGGAUAUGUAACGGUAUACUGUCGAGUUGUGCGUUGGGAGGGUAUGCCUUGGAGAGUCGAUGUCACCUUGGUCAAUCAAUCGUGUACGAUACCGUCUCGAACUUGUCCUGGUCCGUGGACAUUCGCACACAUGGGAUCGUCAACGUCAUCGACAAUGUGCUCUCGAAACCGUGGGGACCGAGCGUAUUGGCCGGUAGAGAAGUUCCUGAACUUGCUCCAGAGGAGGAAUGUGUGGAAUGCUUCAGCUGGGAGUUCGGCGACUUUCCUCCCUCGGCUCGCCUGCAGGAUAUGUCUCAAGGGGUGGACCUACCAGGUUCCGACGAGCUUCGGGUAUGUAAUGCUGUCAGUGCAGAAGCUAUUAUGAAGUCAACACGAUAUCACGGCGAUGUAUCAUAA